AUGACGCAAGGCAGCCGAAAUGCCGAGGUUUCGAGAGCCGAACGUGCUCUUCAUGACCAAUACAACCUCCUCCCUCGGUCCCAGCUAGUGUCCUGCUUAGGAAUACUCUCCUUCUGUAUGCUGAUCAGUUUCAUCGACCAGAACGGAAUUAGCAUUACUCAGCCCACGAUCGCCAAAGAUCUCGAUGCGUCGGCAACAAUCUCUUGGGCGGGCACUUCGUCGUUAAUCGCGAAUACCACCUUCCAAAUGCUAUAUGGUCGUCUAUCCGACAUCUUUGGACGAAAGGCAGUGUUUCUUGGGGCCGUUGCCUUGCUAGCCAUUGCAGACCUGAUAUGUGGUCUGUCAAAAAGUCCUGCCAUGUUCUACGUCUUUCGGGGUGUGUCUGGCAUCGGGAGCGGCGGCAUCGCCAACAUCGCCAUGAUCAUCGUCAGCGACGUCGUCACUCUUGAGGAAAGAGGCAAAUAUCAAGGGAUCUUUGGCACCAUGGUAGGUCUAGGAAACCUGAUAGGACCAUUUCUUGCCGCUGCUUUUAUUAAGCGUUCAACUUGGAGAGCCUUCUUUUACAUGCUGGCACCCCUUGGUGCCAUUGCAGGGGUGGUUUCAUAUUUGUUUCUGCCAAACAAGCCACCUACAGCGACCCUUAAGGAGAGUGCAGCGAGGAUUGACUAUGGAGGUUCCUUUACAAUAUCACUAGGGAUCAUACUUCUACUCAUCCCGAUAUCUGGAGGCGGUGCCUACUUUGACUGGAACUCGCCAAUGGUGAUAAGCAUGCUUGCAAUUGGAUCCUUUUCUUGUCUUCUAUUUCUGGUCAUAGAAUGGAAGAUUGCCAAGCUACCAAUGAUGCCUGUGACAAUAUUCGCCAACAAGGAGGUUGUGAUCUUAUUGAUCCACUCCUUUCUCUUCGGCGCCGUGUAUCAGUCGUGCAUUUACUAUCUCCCCCUCUACCUACUAAACGCACGGCAAUUUGAAGUCCUCGAGGCGGCAGCAAUAUCAACUGCCUUGUUCACCUUUCAAGCUGUAUUUUCCACACUUAGUGGUCUAUACAUAUCUCAUUUCAAUCGAUAUGGCGAGGUGAUCUGGUUUGGGUUCGCCACAUGGACACUUGGAGCUGGUCUUUGUCUGACCUUUGACCGCAAUACAUCACCCGGAGCCAUAAUUGGGCCUUUGAUGGUGAUUGGCGUCGGAGUGGGUUGCAUCUUCCAACCGACGUUGGUGGCGCUCCAAGCCCAUUCACCCAAAUCUCGACGAGCUGUCAUUAUAUCGAACCGUAAUUUCUUUCGAUGCUGUGGUGGUGCUGUUGGGCUAGCAAUCUCAGCAGCUAUUCUCCAAGCAGCUCUUCGAUCCAAGUUACCAGCAGAAUACGCGUACCUGGCAGACAGCACGUAUGCGCUCCCGACCGACCUGGAGCAAGGGCCCCUUACAGAAAGAGUGUAUGAUGCUUAUAUGCAUGCGAGCCACUCUGUGUUCUUGAUGCAGUUUCCAAUGAUAGGGGUAUCCUUGAUUGGUUGCUUAUUUAUCAAGGAUCAGGGCUUGGAAGGAAGAGAAGAGACUAGCACUAGCGAGGAGGAGCCUCAAGGGACGAUUCCCGUAGCACACGCAGCAUGA
Fusarium vanettenii 77-13-4 is the source of this 1605-nucleotide messenger RNA. RefSeq lists its product as uncharacterized. Lineage: Eukaryota; Fungi; Ascomycota; Sordariomycetes; Hypocreales; Nectriaceae. Gene Ontology annotation, biological process: transmembrane transport. The record is from RefSeq and is a predicted model, not a curated record. The transcript has 5 exons. Gene Ontology annotation, molecular function: transmembrane transporter activity. The coding region runs from base 1 to 1605 and encodes 534 amino acids.